GAGGUGGCGAAACUGAUGGACGGAGUGGAUUAUUCACAGACAUUACGGUUAGCCCACAUAGCUUGUUGGCGGGGGCAAAGGCAACUCGCGUCCGUCUGCCAUUCUGUUCCCGCCACGUGUCGCUUGGAGAGGGGAUCCCGAAAUGUAAACGGGUCAUGCGAGUCGGGGUUUCAAGCCCUUUCGUUCUCAAGCCGUGAGCUUUUGAAACUUCGAUCCCGAAAUUCUGCAAUGGCGGAAGCAGCUGAAAUCCCCCAGUCUUCGAUUCCCAAAUCAUCAGAUGAGAAUCUCAAGCAAUCCCAGGUACCCACGUUUUCUGGUUUCCCAGCUUUUCCUGAUGUGGACCUCCAGAUGCUUCCAAUCAUGUACCCUAUGCUCGUGCCAGGGUUUAUCCCUUCGCAAAAUCAGGAACAGAAUAAUCGUGGUGGAGGAAUUUAUGCUGUUCCUGUUCUUCCUUUCAUGGGGCCGAUGGCUGGACUGACUUCCAACACCCUUAUCCCCCUAACCUACAAUGUGCCUACAAGGCCAAAUCCUGCUGAGGGAGCUGUUGGCGAGGAGCAUGGGCAAGAAGGAAGGCAACAGCAUGCACCGCAAAGACAAGUAGUUGUGAGGAGAUUUCAGUUUGGGUUUCAGCUCGACUUGUUGCUCAUUCUAAAGCUUGCAGCUGUAGUCUUUGUCUUCAACCAAGAUGGAUCGAGACAAAGGCUCAUCCUUCUUCUGUUCUUUGCUUCAUUUGUUUAUCUGUAUCAGACUGGAGCUCUCACACCUCUUAUUAGAUGGCUUUCACAAGGCAUGCACAGGGCAGGAGCACCUCCACAACCACAAGCUGCUGCCAGGGCAGAGAAUGGUCCUGCCGUUAGGCCAGAGGAUGAGAAUGCUGCUCAGCCCGAGGGACAACCCGGAGUGGAGAAUGAGAAUCAGCUACCUGACAAUGCAAACCAGCCAGUCGAGAAUGAGAACCCUCCAGAACCCGGUAGAAGGGAUGGCGUCAAUUGGUGGGGAAUCGCCAAGGAGAUCCAGAUGAUUGUUGUCGGCUUUGUGACCUCCCUUCUUCCAGGAUUCCACAACGUUGAUUAGCUGAAAUCCACAGGUGACUUCUCAAAUUGAUAGAAUCAGACGAAAGAAGAGUGAAUUAACAUUGUAUAAUGCCAUCUCUUCUGCUUAAUGUUGAUCAAAUAAUCAUUUUUGCA
Magnolia sinica is the source of this 1187-nucleotide messenger RNA. RefSeq lists its product as uncharacterized. The record is from RefSeq and is a predicted model, not a curated record. Lineage: Eukaryota; Viridiplantae; Streptophyta; Magnoliopsida; Magnoliales; Magnoliaceae. The coding region runs from base 16 to 1074 and encodes 352 amino acids. The transcript has 5 exons.